This is a messenger RNA of Dichomitus squalens LYAD-421 SS1, 4780 nucleotides long. Its product is annotated as Pkinase-domain-containing protein. Bases 195 to 2702 code for a protein of 835 amino acids. Gene Ontology annotation, cellular component: cytoplasm. The record is from RefSeq and is a predicted model, not a curated record. Gene Ontology annotation, biological process: regulation of MAPK cascade; protein phosphorylation; intracellular signal transduction. The transcript has 10 exons. Lineage: Eukaryota; Fungi; Basidiomycota; Agaricomycetes; Polyporales; Polyporaceae. Gene Ontology annotation, molecular function: ATP binding; protein serine/threonine kinase activity.
CGACCUCUGUGUCUGUACGCUCGUCCCCCUUGUUGUACAAUCACCCUAAUCGCCCGCACUCUAACGCCCUGGCUCGUCUCUCUGUGUCUCUCCCGCCCUGCGAUCUCGUCUGCGCACCCUGAAGGUCUGAUCCACUGCCAUCUUGAUCCCUCCCACCGACCGCACACCCGGCCGCAUAAACUCGACUGCCCGUCAUGGCGCACUACCAGGUCACCUCCACGUCGCUCACGCCCUCGCGCCCGGCCCCCGCCGCGCCCAUCCGCCGCGGGAACGAUAUCCAGAACGUGCUCGCCAGCUCGGGCUACGCCUCCUCCUUCUCCGUCGGCACCUCGUCCCCCUCCGGCUCCUCCUACGCGGGGGGUUACACCGGCAUUGGCGGUUCCCCCAACCGCAACUCGGACAUGAUCAACAGCUCACACAUCGUCCGGAGUGGCAUGGUGGCGGUCAAGGAGGACGGUAUCGUCAGUUGGCUUUGGCGGCCCAAGUGGCUCGUGCUGAAAGAGCAGACGCUUUCCAUCCACAAGAACGAGACCUCGCCACAGUAUCAGAGCCAGAUCUCGCUCUCGGACAUCGCAAACAUUGAGCGGACAGACCUUAAGCCCUACUGCUUGCUCUUAGAGACGAAGGAUAAGCGGAUAUACUUCUCUCUCAAGAGCGACGAGGAGCUGUAUGGGUGGCAGGAUGACAUCUACUCACGAAGCCCUCUGAUGGGUGUGAGUAAUCCGACCAACUUCCAACAUAAAGUUCACGUCGGCUUCGAUCCCGUCUCGGGGGCAUUCACGGGCUUGCCGGAUGCGUGGAGCAAGCUGCUCACCAAGUCGGCCAUUACCCGAGAGGACUAUGCGAAGGACCCGCAAGCCGUGCUCGAUGUCCUCGAAUUCUAUACCGAUCACCAGAAGCGCGAGAUGGAGGAGAUGGGUUACUCGUCCCUCGGUGGUCCUCGAAGCGCCGGCAGUUCCUAUGCAUCCUCUUCGACCCUCUCGCCAUAUGAUCGCAAUACCGGUAGUUCUUAUGCGUCUUCGUCCACUCUCUCGCCAUAUGAUACCUCCAGUGCUCCGCGAUUCAAUGCUGGUACGGGCCUUGGCGGUGCGGGAAUCAACAAGAUCUCUCCGUUGAACGACAGGCCUGCUAUCAAGCGGCAAGACUCGGCCCCAGCGCACCUCAAUGGGGAUGCUGUCAACGGCACUCAGGCUGCUCUUGCGCGGGCCGCUGAGGUUGUCAAUAGCUCUCACCUCCAACAUGCCAACACUGUCUCCGCUGCACAGUCUAACUCCGCCAUGCGCCCGCCCAUCCCUCCUAUGGGUGCCCCCAACCAACUCCAGGCAUCGCGCCCGGCGCCACAGCGCCCUCUCCUCUCCGCAAACCGACCCGCACCGCCCGCCCCGAACCUGCCGAAGCCCCCGCUGCCCGAGGACUCACCGUCGUCCGCGGAGCUCCGAUUGCGCGCGAAGGCGCAAGGUCCGCCUACGCAGACGCAGACGACGAAGCCGCCGGGGCUCAUGCAGCAGCCAGAGCGCAAGGAUUCGCUCGACAGGCAGGGCGCGUCGUCGCAACGACCGAACCUCGCACCCGCCAAGUCCGCGCCGGCCGUCAACCAGCCCGCUACCCAGCCCGCUCCUGGGGCCGCCGGGUCGACCGUUGGGCCCCCGCCCGUCAAGCCCCUCCAGCCGGCAAAGAAGCCGACCGGCCCGAAGGAACCCCCCGCGCUCAUGGUUACGGGGGCAGGUGACGAUGAGCGGAAUGGGAGCGUCGCGGCGGCCGCGGCGGCGCUGGAGAAGCCGAAGGUGGAGAAGGAGAAGCGGAUCAGCACGAUGAACGAGGCGCAGAUCAUGGACAAGCUCCGGAGCGUGGUGAGCGCGGACGACCCGAAGGCGCUCUACUCGAAGAUCCGGAAGGUCGGCCAGGGCGCGUCUGGGCAUGUGUAUGUGGCGAAGGUGCUUGCGACGGGGAAGAAGGUGGCGAUCAAGGAGAUGGAUCUGUCGAACCAGCCGCGGAAGGAGCUCAUCGUGAACGAGAUCCUGGUGAUGAAGGAGAGCCAGCAUCCGAACAUCGUCAACUUCCUCGACGCGUACCUCGUGAAGAGCAACGAGCUGUGGGUCGUGAUGGAGUACAUGGAGGGAGGGGCGCUCACGGACAUCAUUGAGAAUAACACGCUGGAGGAGGACCAGAUUGCGAGCAUCUGCUUUGAGACGUGCAAGGGUCUUGGUCACCUUCACAGCCAAUCCAUCAUUCACCGUGACAUCAAGUCCGACAAUGUUCUUCUCGACGCCCAGGGCCACGUCAAGAUCACCGAUUUUGGGUUCUGCGCGAAGCUCACGGACCAGAAGUCGAAGCGUGCGACGAUGGUCGGCACCCCGUACUGGAUGGCGCCUGAAGUCGUCAAGCAAAAAGAGUAUGGUGCCAAGGUCGACAUUUGGUCGCUGGGCAUUAUGGCCAUCGAAAUGAUUGAGAACGAGCCCCCAUAUCUUGACGAGGAGCCGCUCAAGGCGCUCUACCUCAUCGCGACGAAUGGUACCCCGACACUCAAGAAGCCUGACGCCCUCUCGCGGGAGCUCAAGGGCUUCUUGAGCGUGUGCUUGUGCGUCGACGUCAAGAGCCGAGCGACUGCGGACGAGCUCUUGGAGCACGAGUUCUUGAAGAAGGCUUGCGCACUCUCAGGACUGGCGCCGUUGCUCCGCUUCCGUAACAAGCAGGCGUCAUGAGUUUCCUUUGUUUCCUCUUGACACUGGUUUUCUCUUCGUGGCUUUCGGCCGGACGCAUCGGUCGUGCUGGGUCUUCGUCGGCGCUCACACCCACAUAUUCCCCCCUUGUCUAGUCGAUUUCGAGUUGCCAUCUUCACCUUCUACCCACCUAUAUCUAUAUCCGCGACAGUGUCGCCUUACAGCCCUGUAUCGCCCUCGAUGUCUGCGCCCCUUCCAAUCUGAAUCUACUAGUUUUAGCCGACCAUCUCUCGCUCAUGUCUUCCCUCACGUCCCGUCCCUCGUCCCCUCUCCCGAUCUUCCUGUCCUUGUCUGCCGUGCUUGUGAUUUUCUCAAUCCUUCUCGCUCUAUGAUGUUGGGAGAACCCUUAUUAGUGUACACUACAGAGACGCGGACGGGCUAGAGUGCAGCAGCAUAAUCGAGGUGUGUACAUGGUGCGCGUCGGCUCCAGCUUAUGUACUACACAUGGUAGCGGAACGCAUACAUGCAUAUAGGGAGGUAUCAUGCGUAUGUCGUGUACGCUAUCGAAUGAUCAAACAUGGUUCCUACUCUCGACCUAGACUACACAGGGGAUCGGCAGGGGCUUGCAUAUAAGUACUGGUAAGUUUCCGUGACCGCAUAACAUAAGGAAUAUGCCGUGCUUGGAUGAUUUAAGAGAUAACCGUACAGUAUGGCCAGUCCGUGGUGGUUACGAUAACAGACAGACGGGAUACAUAUCCAGACAAGACAAGAUGGUGGGACCGCACAGGACAUCACGGAUAAGGACAGGAUGAGGGCUACAUAUGGGCGCGAUCACGCUGGGUGACUGUACUUGAUCAUGAUACAGAGCAGAACAGGCAUAUGCGGGGCCUUCGUUCAAAAUUUGCCCAUGGCAAGAACGCGGUACAGCGCGUUCGCCUCCUCAAACCGCGAGUUGCGCAGGGUGAAGUGCGCCAUCUCCGCAGAGUCAGCGUCCGAGGCCGGGUCGACGAUCCCGAGCUUAAUAAGUGAGUUAUAAAAACGACAGAGAUUCUGAACACCCUUCGCAAACCGGUCGUCGCUGAUGUUGCCUUCGCGCUCGUCCUGCUCUGCGCGAUCGAGCCAUGCGACGCAUUCGUGGACGAACCAGCCCAGGACCUCUGUCCGGACGAGAUCCGCGAUCGUCGUCCGCCCUCCCGUGGUGACAUCCGCGACGCCGGUCGAGUCGCGCAACAGCCGGCCUAUGAGAUCGAACGACGGGAGGAUGGGCGGAAGGCGCUUGAUGACAUCGAGAAACGGUUCUGGGCCUGUGUCGUUCGCCGAGCAGAGAAGUGCCGCUACCAGUGGGUGUCCAAGUGCGGGGUUGGUGGCUAGGAUCGACGGGAGAUCGACGGAGGUUAUGAGAGGGGGCGAUGUGAGCCGAGACAUCAUAGACAGCACGACGCGCUGCUCGGAAAGAGAUAGGACACGCUCGCGUGCAGCGAGCAAAAGCGUGGCCGCGCGGGAGUACUUCUCGGUCUCCUCAUCGCGUUCCAGAGAGCCAGCAGCGUCCUUGGCACCAUCUCGCGCAGUGGAUUCUGUCGGAUGCCUUACAACGGUCUCGUCUUCGAGAUUCAGGUUCGCCGCCCUGAGCUUGGGCGGGAGGGGCGAUCGUGCCAAUGUGUUCGGGGAGAAUGGUCCGAUAUCGCUGCCGUCCCCCUUGAGUAUCUUCCAGAGGACCCAGACCAGCUGUUCGUUCUCGCUGACGCCUCCUGCGCUGGCGACCUGCACAGCAGCGUCGCGCUCCCUGACAAACGUGGCAUAGAGUACGGAAUUGAACGGAUUAAGGGAGAUCGGAUGGGGUGCGUAUAGUGAGUACAAUAUAUAUGAAACGAGUAUGCGUUGGGUCAGUUCUACAGAAGCAUCGAGCAUAGGCAUCAACACGUCAAGGGCGAGCUGGAAGCGAGAGAGAGGUGGGACGAUCUGGACGAAGGCGUGCGCGGCGGUCGAGCAGGGCGUCGAGUACGCCCCUGCGAGAAGGUGGUUGACGGACGCGCGGGUCGAGUCGCCCAUCAGCGAAGAGGUCUGCUUGGCCGCCAGAGGAGGCUGAUAGAAAGAGGCAGUUUGCAUCAUCGCUGGAGCAU